GCGGCUCGUUGUGCGGCGGCCCCGCCCCCGGCGCGGUGAAGGACAAGGUGACGGCGCGGGGCCCGCGUUCAGCCUCUGCCGCAGCGGCUCCAUCUUGCGAGGUCGCCAUGUUCUCGUCCAUCGCGCCGCUCGCGCGGCACAACCCGUUCUACGCGCCGCAUUUCCAGCUGGUGCAGGACGGCGUGAGAAAGCGCCCAGCGGAGCCCGCGGAGGCCUCCGCCACGCGGCGGAGCCUGGCGGCCGCGUCCGCCGGCGAAGAAUACAGUUGUGAAUAUGGCUCGCUCAAGUUUUAUGCUCUCUGUGGCGUUGGUGGGGUCCUAAGUUGUGGCCUUACACACACUGGUGUCGUACCUCUGGAUUUAGUGAAAUGUCGUAUGCAGGUCGAUCCACAAAAAUACAAGAGCAUCUUCAAUGGAUUUUCAGUGACAAUCAAUGAAGAUGGUGUUCGUGGCUUGGCUAAGGGAUGGGCUCCAACUUUUAUUGGCUAUUCCAUGCAAGGGCUUUGUAAAUUUGGUUUUUAUGAAGUUUUCAAAAUCCUGUAUGGCAACAUGCUGGGAGAGGAAAAUGCCUAUUUGUGGCGUACUUCGCUAUAUUUAGCUGCAUCUGCCAGUGCGGAGUUUUUUGCUGACAUUGCUCUGGCUCCAAUGGAAGCUGCCAAAGUUCGCAUUCAAACACAGCCUGGAUAUGCAAACACUCUACGGCAGGCUUUACCCAAAAUGUUUGCAGAAGAAGGCAUCUGGGCUUUCUAUAAAGGUGUUGCUCCACUGUGGAUGAGACAGAUUCCAUACACAAUGAUGAAAUUUGCCUGCUUUGAACGUACUGUUGAAGCUCUCUACAAGUACGUUGUUCCCAAGCCACGAAGUGAAUGUACAAAAGGAGAACAGCUGGUAGUCACAUUUGUUGCAGGCUAUAUUGCUGGUGUGUUCUGUGCAAUUGUUUCCCAUCCUGCUGACUCUGUGGUGUCUGUGUUGAACAAAGAAAAGGGCAGCUCAGCUUCACAGGUUCUUAUGAGGCUUGGAUUCAAAGGUGUAUGGAAAGGUCUGUUUGCUCGUAUCAUUAUGAUUGGUACCCUGACUGCACUACAGUGGUUCAUCUACGAUUCUGUCAAGGUUUAUUUCAGACUUCCUCGCCCACCUCCACCUGAAAUGCCAGAAUCUCUGAAGAAGAAGCUUGGUCUAACUGAAUAGACAACUCAUGGACUGACUGCUGGCUGACCCAGUGAUGAGUUUCAUUAAACUUUUAUAUAUUUGACUAUGUAGAAAACAAACUAUACAAUGUCAUUAUUGGUUGUGCCCUCAUCUCACAUGAGGGUUUAAAUUCUACCACUGUCAUUGCCUGAAAUAAAUGAGAAACAGAGUGCUUAGUGUCGGUUUACUACUGCAUAUGUAAGCUUCAUUUCAUAGUAGCAAAUACCUCAAAUACUCUCCUGGCUUCCCCAAAAAAGUUUUUAAAAAAAUACCCUGUUUCACACUUUAGAAACUAGAGAAAUGUUACCCUUCCACUUAAAAUUAGGUUUUCACUGUUUCCAGAGAAGUGCCAAGAACCUGUCCUUGCACUUGGAGCCCACUGAUCAUUUGCCUGUAAUAAGCUGUUACUGUGGAACAGCUGAACUCCUGAAUGGCUGAGAUGAGACUGGAGUCUGGUUGGGCAUCCUAGUCAUGAUAUCAGUGUUUCUCACAGAGAUAAAAGGAACCUUAUGCAUACUAGAGCUGUUUCUGCCUUGGGAUGGUCAUCCCAACUUAACUUAUGCUUACGUGACUAAUUUCUGCUUCUGUUGGCUUUGAACCACACCAAAGAACUUGGCCCUUCUGAUUGUCCUGUGGAAUUAAACAGUAGUUGCUACCUCUUAACUAGAGAAAAGCUGAUGUUAAUAAAGAUUUUCAAAUAUAUUUGACUACUAAUGGUGUACUUCAGCUUUACAAGAAAAUAAAAAUGGCUUGUCUUUUAUUCUAAAGUUUUGAAAAACUUGCCAGCUUUUCCCUAUCUUUGCUACAGCUGUAGUUUUUUAUUUCAGUUAUUUUUUUCUGAAUUAGUAUAAUACUGAAUUAUGGUUGAACCAUGUAUUUCUGCAGCUCAAGGAGCCAUACCAGGUUUUCUGGACCUUGAUGUGAAGAAAUACAUGCUCCUCAGCACACAAGAGGAGACAAUUAAGGCAAUGUAAAGGUAUUUAUUUCUGAUUUUUUUUCUCAAGUCUUAGUGGAGGGAGAUGGUGCUGCCUUCUGCAUUUCACCUGUUCAAUAACACACAGUUGGUAAUCACUACACCCUAUCCAGUACUGCUUUGCCACAAAGUAGAGCUGGAGCUGAUGUGGUUUUUUUGCAGUUCUGUGGAUAGGCUGCCUUAUAGCAUGUGAGGUGUUGAUACUGAACUUAGCUUGGCACUUACUUCUGUUAUACUGCUUCUUCAUCUUGACUUGGCUCCUUCAGAGCCAAAAGGACAAAUCAGGCAGGUGCCAUUGGAAUAUCAUAAAUGUACUGACUGCUGCAUCUUGCUGGAGUCAGAUGUGCCUGCUAUUGUAGCACUGAGCUUCUCACCCCCUGGGAAAAUCCUCCAAUUUCCAAGACUUUGAAUGAUUAUGCUAAACAAGAAAGCUGGGUCUUAUUUUGAAUUGUUGCCUUUCAGAAUGUAGAGUAAAAGCUAGAACUACAUCCAUUUCCCUGUCACCAUGACAGUAAUAAAGGCACUCAGAGCGGCUGGUAUCUGCCUGCAUUAUGCAGCAAAGUCAAAUUUAGACCCUAAGUCUAAAUAAAAUACUUGUACAAGUACUUUGUUGUUGAAUUAAAAUUAUUUCAUGCUAAAAGUAUGUAAAUCUUUUUCCCAUCAUGAAUGGGAAGCUCUGAAAUUAUUUAAUGAGUCAUUAAAUACUUGUAAGAGCUUCCUUGGAGAAGAGCCCUUACUAUGACUUGAUCUUGUAUUAAGACUGUUAAAUCACCUUUUGAAGUUAUGUGUAUGGUGCAGCUUGCUAGGCAAAACUGUCACUUUUGUGUACUGAAAAUCAGUUUCUUUAGAGGUAUUUUUUAACUCAGUAGAUUCUUCUUUCUUUGCUGAAAGUUCCUUCUAAUCCUGGGAAAAGUGAAGAAAAAUUUUAAGGCUGGCAGAAGACUGAGACAAGCUUGGCUCAUGUAGUGAGGUAGUCUGUCAAGCAAUCUAGUGCUGAGCUAAAUUUCUCAAGGCUCUCAUUCUGUAUGUGGCAAAAUCACACCCUUUUCCUCUAGGAUUGAGUCCAUGUUGCACAGUUGUUUAAAAUACAACAAUAAGAGCAUCUUAAGUCCAUUUUCUUAUUGCUCACUGGGUAGACCUGAAACUAUCUUUUAAAGAUGCUUAGAUAAUUUUAUCAAGGUAGACCUGAGAUAAGACUACAAGGAGUAGCCAGCAGUUCCUCUCCUGUAACUGAGGAAGGGAAAAUACACUUAGUGCUCCUUGCAGUGUUGUAUUUCAGUGGAAAACGCAAGAGGGGGAGAGAAUUGCCUUGCAGCUGCCAGCUUCAUUGACAUUCAGCCAUAGGAUUGUUCAGAUGCUUGUUAGGAAAGGAUGUUGCUUAAAGGGUUGCCUGCUGGUAUUUUAAAUAAGCUUCAGUGGGAAAAAUGUAGUAUUAAAAUGCAUUUAAAAGGUCAACUUUGUCAUUGAUAACUGCUUUGUGCAUAAUGCCUGGUACAUUUUCUGAAGGUUGAGAUAGAGCAAUGGUACUUUUGGUGGAUUUGCCCUUACAUUGCAAGGAAAGUCCUGUAUCCAAAAGAGGUACCCCAUUUUGAACUUAGGUAACUCCAGACCCAUCAAUAAACCCCAAAGUGCUCUGUAAAACAUGGAUUAUGUAUAUGCUGCUUGUGUAUAUUUUAUGAAGGAGAAAACAUACUUUCUUGCUGGUUUUGGAGCUGAGAUGAGCUUUCUGGUUUAAAGCAUACCAUAUAUAUAAAUUUGGAGUAACAACUGCAUUUGCACAUGGUGUUUGUAUCAGGCUGUACUACAGAUGAAAUGUGCUGACGCUCACUGAUACUUGCGGAAAUGUCUGUUGCAUAUCAUUUUAAAAUGGGCUGUAAUAAUACAAAUACUUGUAACUCAUUUACAUUUUUACAUAGAAAUGAUGUAGUUCACAGUGAAAACAAUAAACAUCCUGCUUUUUUAUAGCAAA
Molecule: messenger RNA, 4129 nt
Organism: Camarhynchus parvulus
Lineage: Eukaryota; Metazoa; Chordata; Aves; Passeriformes; Thraupidae
Gene: SLC25A3
Product: solute carrier family 25 member 3
Exons: 8
Coding region: 108-1187 (359 amino acids)
Biological process (GO): mitochondrial phosphate ion transmembrane transport
Cellular component (GO): mitochondrial inner membrane
Molecular function (GO): phosphate transmembrane transporter activity
Source: RefSeq, a predicted model, not a curated record